CCCGCUCCCCGCUCCCAUCCCCAGUUCCAUCAAAGCGAACCCGGGCCAGCGCAAGGAUCUCCGAGUUGCGAGUGUGCUGAGGCUGGGACUGUCACUCAUUCUCCGAUCAGCGCGUGAACGCAGCUCGGCAGCCGCUGGCAGGAAACAAUUCUGCAAAAAUAAUCAUACUCAGCCUGGCAAUUGUCUGCCCCUAGGUCUGUUGCUCUGCCGCCGUCCACACUCUCUGCAAGGGGGGGGCACAGAAUUUACGGGCGGCAAGAACAUCCCUCCCAGCCAGCAGAUUACAAUGCUGCGAACUAAGGAUCUCAUCUGGACUUUGUUUUUCCUGGGAACUGCAGUUUCUCUGCAGGUGGAUAUCGUCCCCAGCCAAGGAGAAAUCAGCGUUGGAGAAUCCAAAUUCUUCUUAUGCCAAGUGGCAGGAGAUGCCAAAGAUAAAGACAUCUCCUGGUUCUCGCCCAACGGAGAGAAGCUCGCCCCGAACCAGCAGCGGAUCUCCGUGGUGUGGAACGACGACUCUUCCUCCACACUCACCAUCUACAAUGCCGACAUUGACGACGCCGGCAUUUACAAGUGUGUGGUCACUGGCGAGGACGGCAGCGAAUCAGAGGCCACAGUCAACGUGAAGAUCUUCCAGAAGCUCAUGUUCAAGAAUGCACCAACCCCGCAAGAGUUUAGGGAGGGGGAAGAUGCCGUGAUCGUGUGUGAUGUGGUCAGCUCCCUCCCCCCAACCAUCAUCUGGAAACACAAAGGCCGAGAUGUCAUCCUGACGAAAGACGUCCGAUUCAUAGUCCUGUCCAACAACUACCUGCAGAUCCGGGACAUCAAGAAAACAGAUGAGGGCACUUAUCGCUGUGAGGGCAGGAUCCUGGCACGGGGGGAAAUCAAUUUCAAGGACAUUCAGGUCAUUGUGAACGUGCCGCCCACCGUCCAGGCCAGGCAGAGCAUCGUGAAUGCCACCGCCAACCUCGGCCAGUCCGUCACCCUGGUGUGCGAUGCCAAAGGCUUCCCAGAGCCCACCAUGAGCUGGACAAAGGAUGGGGAACAGAUAGAAGACAAGGAAGAUGAGAAGUACAUCUUCAGCGAUGACAGUUCUGAGCUGACCAUCAGAAAGGUGGAUAAGAACGACGAGGCUGAGUACGUGUGCAUUGCCGAGAAUAAGGCUGGAGAGCAGGAUGCGUCCAUCCACCUCAAAGUCUUCGCAAAACCCAAAAUCACUUAUGUAGAGAACCAGACUGCCAUGGAACUGGAGGAACAAGUCACUCUGACCUGUGAAGCCUCGGGAGACCCCAUUCCCUCAAUCACCUGGAGGACUUCUACCCGGAACAUCAGCAGUGAAGAAAAGGCUUCGUGGACUCGACCAGAGAAGCAAGAGACUCUGGACGGGCACAUGGUGGUGCGUAGCCACGCCCGCUUGUCCUCCCUGACCCUGAAGAGCAUCCAGUACACAGACGCCGGAGAAUACAUCUGCACCGCCAGCAACACCAUCGGCCAGGACUCCCAGUCCAUGUACCUGGAAGUGCAGUAUGCCCCCAAGCUGCAGGGCCCCGUGGCUGUGUACACUUGGGAGGGGAACCAGGUGAACAUCACCUGCGAGGUAUUUGCCUACCCCAGUGCCACCAUCUCAUGGUUUCGAGAUGGUCAGCUGCUGCCAAGCUCCAACUACAGUAAUAUCAAGAUCUACAACACGCCGUCCGCCAGCUAUCUGGAGGUGACCCCAGACUCUGAAAAUGAUUUCGGAAAUUACAACUGUACUGCGGUAAACCGCAUUGGACAGGAGUCUCUGGAGUUCAUCCUUGUCCAAGCAGACACCCCAUCUUCACCAUCCAUCGACCAGGUGGAGCCAUACUCUAGCACAGCACAGGUGCAGUUUGAUGAACCAGAGGCCACAGGUGGGGUGCCCAUCCUCAAAUACAAGGCUGAGUGGAGAGCAGUGGGCGAGGAAGUGUGGCAUUUCAAGUGGUAUGAUGCCAAAGAAGCCAACAUGGAGGGCAUUGUCACCAUCGUGGGCCUGAAGCCUGAGACCACGUAUGCCGUGCGGCUGGCAGCCCUCAACGGCAAGGGUCUGGGUGAGAUCAGCACAGCCUCCGAGUUCAAGACUCAGCCAGUCCACAGCCCUCUUCCACUGGCUCCUGCUAGCUCUUCCACCCCUGUUCCAUUGUCUCCUCCAGAUACAACCUGGCCUCUUCCUGCCCUCACAACCACAGAACCGGCUAAAGGGGAACCCAGCGCACCUAAGCUUGAGGGGCAGAUGGGCGAGGAUGGAAACUCUAUUAAGGUGAACCUGAUCAAGCAGGAUGACGGCGGCUCCCCCAUCAGGCACUACCUGGUCAAGUACCGAGCGAAGCUGUCCUCCGAGUGGAAACCAGAGAUCCGGCUCCCGUCUGGAAGUGACCACGUCAUGCUCAAGUCCCUAGACUGGAAUGCUGAGUAUGAGGUCUACGUGGUGGCUGAGAACCAGCAGGGGAAGUCUAAGGCGGCUCAUUUUGUGUUCAGGACCUCGGCCCAGCCCACGGCCAUCCCAGCGACCUUGGGAGGCUGCUCCGCGUCCUACACCUUUGUCUCAUUGCUUCUCUCUGCAGUGACUCUGCUUUUGCUCUGUUAGGGACGUGAACACACACGCACACACACAAUUCAGUUUGCUUAAAUGCCCAGUUCCUCUGAGAAUGAUCAGUGCCCCCUUUGGAAGAACCUGUCAGGACCGCCACAGCCACGCCACCAAGCACUCUGUGUGGAAGAGGAAGGUUUGGUGAUGGGAAAAGCCGGGCCUCCAGACAUUUUACCAUUCACAGAUCUCCCUUGCCCACUUCACAAGGAGCUUGCCCCUAAUGGCGGUUCGAAAACACUUGGGAGCACUUGUCUUUAAACACUGUUUGUAAAAAGCAUUAUGCUAGGUUUACAGAAAAGUUUCACACAUCUGCUACCUGUUGGAUUUUUGUUGUUGUUCUUACCUGAAAGCGAUGCAGCAGAGGAAAGUGUCUAAGUACCUCCCAAAGUUUGCAUCAGAUUGUUCGAAUCACCACGUGCUCCCCACCCCAUUCCAACCCCGCGCUCCUCCUCUGCCCUUCAAAACAUAGCUGGCUUCGCCUGCAUUGACAUGCCCGUGUCAGAGAGCCAGACCACUGGGCUGCACCCGAGCAUUUUGCUGACACGAUGGGCAAAGUCAGUCACCCGUUGCCCAUACAGUGGAAGAAAUUGGAUUUGUUAGGCAUUUUCUGGGGCUGCUCAGAUGUUCUGGGAGGCGCUUUGGUCCUGGUAUUACAACCAGCAGCUUAUGCUGGUGCUGCCAACAGAGCCAGCCUGUGAUACGCCUGGUGCCCGUCAGCUUUGUAAGAUGGGUGUCCCCCCAUCAGGGUGACUUGGGCUGCCCAGCAGCGAGCCACAGGUCAGCACAGAGCCUUGUGUCUUGGGGGUCGUGGUCCGACAGUCUCUCAUACACGUCAGUCCCCAAGCUGGACGUACCCACCGCAAGCCAGGCCCGGGUCAUGCGCUCCCCACCCCCACACACACUCACCAGAGCAGAAGGGUGGGGACAGGUCCCUCCCGGACUGCCCAGUCCAGAGCGUGCACACAAUGCGACUGGGUCAGCCUGUCCCACUUCCCCAAUCCCCAGCCCCCAUAGUGGUCAGUGGCUUUAGUGACAUUUAAAAAACUCUGGUGACCGCCAGGUGGUCCUCUCUGCUGUCGGGGGCACGCCUCUGCACAUGCCUAGGAGAGGGGGUGCCGCGUGCUCCCCAGAGCCUCGCUCGGCUGGACCCUGCUCAGUAACACUGCGAGCUCGGGGACGGACCUUCCACUGAAUGAGACCUCCCUCCGUUGUGGUCACGUCAUCUACAUAUCUCAUCUCUAAACACCCCACAGAAGUUGGAGUUUUGUUCUUGUUUAUUUUUAGUUCUGUUUGUUGUGUUUUUUUUUUUCUUAGUUAAUGUUUGAAGACUAGUCUUUCCCUUUGGGAAUCCCAGCGAUCCCGUCUGCGGGGCAGAGCUGCCCAUGUGGGUUAGCCCAGGCCUGUGUCCCCCAGCGCUCACCAUUGAGAGGUUCACGUGCAGAUGCUGGAGGCCGCACUUUUCCCAGCAGCUCAGGCAGGCAGUGCCUCUUGCCCCAGCCUUGUCUGCCCCCCAGCCCCACCUCGAACCUCUCCCCCUGGGGUCCCUGCCCUGCCUUCACACCAGCACAAGAGAAGCAGGCGUGGUUCUUAGGCACGAGGCGGAGCGUUGAGGAGACACGCGGUGCUUCCAGGCCUGGCGUAAGAAUCCCAGGUCAGUUAGCGAGAGCUCUGGGGAGGGUGAGGGAAGGAGAGAUCUGUCCUCACGCGAGUGGCCCAUCAAUGUCCUCCUGGCUCCUGGCAUGCUCUUGAUAUCAUCUUGGGCAGGAGUCCUGUGUUCACCCAGGAGGGCCCAUCUCGGGGGUCUGCCCCAACUUGGUCCCAGUCCUACCCACACGGGAGGGCCGGUGUCAGUGUUUCCGAAGGGACUCAUGGAGAUCUAGCCCAAAGUGUAGGGAGACCUGACACGGCCCUGUCCCCUCAGCACACCCCGGGCGAGGCGGGGCCUCAGCCAAAACUACUUUGGGGUCGGUGCAGGCAGGCCCUUUGUUUGUAACGGGAUGCCUUUCGAGAGACAGUGUGAGGGUGCGCCCACUCCCACCGGAUGCCCUUCUCAGUGACGGCUGUGGCCCCUGGCCCCGCCAAGCAGUCCCCAAGAUAGCGGUCCUUCGAGACGCCCGCGGGAGGAAGCACUUGCCACCUCGCUCAGCUGCCCCCGCCGCGCCCUGCCAGCGCUGCCACGCUCCACGCGCCGCGGGGUCCCUCUGCUCACUUCUGAAAUAUUUAUACGGCAGGUUUGGAUCAUGUUUGUUACUAAUAAGAAUGCUAACACUGUUGUGUAGAUAAUCAGCGAGGCCUUGAUGAAGUUUACACCUUUGCAUUAUUAAAGGAAAUAACAGUCCACGUGAGCUCACCAGCGUGUUUUGAUUUUAUUGAAUAGUGUGUCCUACAAAAUGUCAGAAGCCCUUUUCUGCCACCUCACAUGUACCCGAAUAACUGAUUACCCUAAAUCGCACCCCAGACUUGUAGCCAGCCUGAUGCAUGGAGUUCUAGCAGAGGAAAUGCUUUCCUUUCCUGAUGAGGAGCUGUGCAUUUUGCUCAGCUGCCCUGAGAACUCCUGGGGGUCAUUGCCUCCUUGGAUGUUCCCGGUCCCCAGCAGGCAGGGGGAGGGGCAGUCCCUUUGCAGAAGCAGGAGGUGGUCACUUCGGGGUCAGAGGCGCACUGUGGGCCACCAGAUACACAACUCUGUAGUUAGGGCACCUGAUUUCACUGCUCCCGUCAGGACCCCACAGCAGAGCCUGCGCUGAGUGACCUGGUGAUGGAAUGUAAGAGGAGGCUCUCAUUGGCAAAUCCUGUUCUGUUCAUAAUCACACUUAGUAGGACGCUUCCCGAAAGCCCUUGAGACUGGCCGUCUGUUUAAGAGCGGCUUCUGGGAAGGAGCAAGCAGACGUGUACGGGGUUAUGAGUAAACCAGAGUCCCAGCUCCGUGGGAGGGGCCCCUCUGCUGCACGGAGAGCCCGUGACACAGUGACUCAGGCCCAUUUGGCGUCUGUAAAGUGUGAGACCCAGAUUCCCAUUUUGAGGCAUUGAAGAAAGAAAGACGUAUGUAGGUCUCCGUCUCGGGGCAGCCAGGUCCCUGUUCAGUGUCAACCUCUUGCAUGCCAGGAACCACAGAAGAUGGACAGCCCCACUUCGUAGCAUCACCGUGGAGUGACUCUGACCCUGGAGGUCAUGGAGGAGCUGAUCCCAAGAAACUCUCUUUGCAUGUGGGUGUGUGGGUGGGUCAGUCAAGGCAGGCCAGUGGCAAGGUUGGCCAAAGAUAGACCCCUGGAAGGUUUUUAUGUUUCCCUUUUACAAACUCUUAGCUGAGGACAGGGGCUACCCUUGGUCCUUCCGGCUCUCCUGGACUGCAGUCCUGUAUCACCCCCGAGAGCUAGUAGGUGUCAGCUGGACUUCAGUAUGCUUCCAUCCAUUUCCUGGUGUUACCUGGUUUACAGCUGCUUUUCAUAAAAGCUACGCACACUCUUUCUCUAGCUUGAGGAGCACCUUACUCCGUCUGGAAGUCGAGACUCUCAGAGGUGAACUGGGCGGUCCUUUUUCUUCCGGGGACAGUCUGCUUUCUCUCCAUCCGUUCAGUCUGCUAGGUCAGGCCACACGGUGAGACUGCAGCUGUUACUCAUUGUACAGCAGGCACGAGAGGACCUCAAGCUGUAGUGUGUUUGAGGGCCACCCAGGCCGCUCCCCCUAAUCCUGAUUCCUGAGCCUCACCCCCAGAGAUUCUGAUUGGGUAGAAAUGGGGAGCCCCAGAGUCUAAAUUUGAAGCACCCCAAAAUUCUGCCGCAGGUGGACAGACAUUAUGCUAAAAGAUGUUUAUUUUUCACACAAAAAUAAAAUCACAAGAAUGGGUGAAUAAAAACAGGACCUACUGAGUGAUGCAGUCUUCCAAGAAAAAGUCCUUCUGAGCACACACUGUGCGGGGGGUCUGCACCGUGCGCGGGGUGCUGCUGGACGGCCAUGUGGGACGGCAGGUUCCUGUGGUUGAGGAGAGCUUGGAGACGCCGUCCCCCCAGCCCUGCCCCGCAUGGGGACCUUUUCCAGAGCAUUACAGUAUCUGCCAAGGGGUCGUCCAGCCCCCACUCGGCUGCCUCCAGCCACGGGGGGCUUGCCUGCCAAAGCAGCUCCUGCUCUUAGUUCUUCCUCGAGGGGAGCUGCUAUCUGCCCCGGGUCCUCGAGUUCCCAUCCAGUUGCCUUCCAGCAGUGACGCCGAACAAGACUGCGUCCUUGGUCUCCCAGCCCACCUGUGAAUCUCAGGAGGUGGCGCUCUCAUCUCCAGACUCAACACCCACUCAUUUUUUCCAAAAUAUUCUUUGAACAUUUCCUACCAGUCAGGUUGUCCUAGAUGCUGGGGAGACAUAAGACAGAGUACCUUGCAGAACCUUCCAGAAAGGACAGCCAAGUAAAAGCAUGUAAAUGAACAGAAAAUGGCAGAUAGAGGUAAAAAGAGAAGAAAACAGAUAAUAUGGUAGAUACUGGGCAGAGGGGCCUCACUAGAUAAGAGAUCAGGGGACGGAGGGAGAGGGCUCUCUGACAAGGUGACGUUUGAACCUCGGCCUGUAGGAUGACAAAGAGCCACCCAGGAGGUUAUGGGGCUGGAGUGUCGCAGGCAAGGGGUCAGCAAGGCACUGAGGCAGGAAUGGGCGGGGUGUGUUCAGCAGGUAGAGCGAAGGCUCUGGCUGGAGCACAGGGAGCGGCGUGGAGGGCCAGUGCCACGGUCACAGGGUAAGAGCGAAGGCUGUGUGGAGCACAGGGAGCGGCGUGGAGGGCCAGUUCCACGGUCACAGCCGUCAGAAGAGUGGGGGGGUCUACAGCGCAUGGAGGGCCUUUAGGGCAGGAUGAAGAGUCUGAAUUUUGCCUCCGAUAGAAGGGAAGACCACUUCCCUUCUUUCUGUCUCAUGUCACAAGGGUCUUUGUCCCCUCCUGGCCCUUCCCCGUGCAUGCUCGUGGUGCUGGCCUUCAGAACCAAGGCUCCCCCCCAGGUCCGGCGAGCCCAGAGCACAAGCCGGACAACUGCUGCCUCUCACAGACACGAAGACACUGCAGUGGUGUGCCGUCUUCUUCGGAGAGAGGACGGGUCCCUGAGAACCGCAUUUACGUACACACCUCAGAAUGUACAGUUCAUGCCACUGAGUCUGGAAGCACGAACGUUGCCCCUCACACAAGUAAUUUCAGCUCCUUCCUCGGGAAGCACGCACGCAGCGCUGUGGGGCACUGAUGUCAGGAGGCAGCAGUGGGUUCCAGCCCAGUGUCACGGGCUAGAGAGAAAGCCCAAGGCUGAUUCUCCCUCCCUGUUCAGGGCAGCAGCUUUGGGACUCUGAAAAUCAGGAAGGCUUGCAUGCCUCUCUUUGCUUAUUGGGGUGGAAUGUGUGAGGACCUGCGAGAGAAGAAUGGAUGCUUUAUUCCACUUUCGUGAGCUGCUAGGGAAAAGACCCGCUCCAGCGGACCUCAGGGGCCAGCCGGCCAUUUCCUGCCACCAAAGUCCGGAGACGGCGUGGCCAGAGCUGGGGCCUCUGAGCACAGAGCCCUUGGCCUGUCUUGAUGAUUUCCUGGGGAUAGGCUAGGGUUUUCAGUGUGGGUUGGGUGGGACCAGCCAGGGAGCCCAAGGAGGAAAGGCUGGAAAGUAAGACCAAGGUCCCAAAGAAGCCACAAAUAUUCAAGAAUUUGAGAAUCUUCUCCAACUAAAGUCCAUCUGUGCCAUGGGUACUACGAAUCCAACUGUGAGUGAGCAGUCAUCUCUGGUGUGCUGGGCUAGUGGUUCGUACCCUGAAUUAAACUUUGAAAGAAAGACCAGUGGGGUAGGACCACUGCUGAAGAAGCUCCAUGGGGCCUGAUUAGGGACCCCCUGGGCAGAGAAAGGAGUGCCCCAGGAACACAGGCUGCACGGAAGAAAGAACAACGUGGCCUGUUGUUGCACCUGUCACCUUGGGCUACACGUUCCUCCAUUAUUUGGUAUGACAUGCACUGGCAGCCCACCCCGGGCCCGGCCUGGUGCUCAGCAAAGGUACAGUGAGACCCAGAUCGUGUUGGCCACAGUUUCUGCCUCUAAUGGACAGACCUGGGUGAUCCCAGUGGGUCCUGCCGGCACAGGAGGCCUCAGACAAGGUCUGGGGGUGGGAUGGGGCUGCCAAUUCUGGGACUCUGUCCUUCCAGAAGAAGAAAAACGAAGCAAACGUGCUCAAGUUUCAGUCUGAGGUCGUGGUCCCCACACUGGCUUAUGGCAGAGCUCUUCAUGCGUUCUUGCUUCCUGGAGCAUGACCACAUGUCUCCCAGACACUGGGGGAACUCACCAGUCCGGGGGCCACCUCGGGCAACUCACAGCCAUCACAAGGGGGCCUGGGGAGCUGAGCCUGGGGCCCUUCUGUGAGACCAUCAAUCCGCCGGGGCCCUAGGGGUUUGUAGAUGGACACCAGGGGAGAAGGACACAGAGGCCGAGUCAUUCAGAGUGAGCCCAUCCAGAACAGGUGUGCUGGGUACUGCUGGGUACUGCUCGGAUGUGAGACUGCAUGUCUGUCUGUAGUGGGCACGGAGGGUAUUUGCCCUGAGUGUGAGUGUGCCUGUCCGUGUGGACGUGCAUCUCUGGGUGAGUCUGCUGGGUUUCCUGAAGUCUGAGCCAAGUGUGCCUGAGCUCCCAGAUGGUGAGUAUACCCAAACCUUUCACCUUGCCUUCCGGGGCUGGGCAGCCCCCCAUGUCUCCAGAGUCAAUGGGUUUCAUUCGGCUCCCUGGGUGAAGUGAAGGAUAAACCAUGUACGUUGUCCAAUGUUGGGAUCCUCUGGGGCUGGUCCUAAAGAGGAGAGGAAGUGGGGUAGCAUGUGGGCAUACCGUUGUGCCUGAUGUCAGCACAAGCCCACUGGAAGCCCUGGGAACACCCUGCCGCCCCAGAUGGGAGCCUGUCCCUGACUGCUCCCCAGAGCCACAGUCCAGCCUGAAACCAGUGACCUCCACCUACCUGCCUGCUGCCAGGGCUCACAGGAGAUCAGCUAAGGCUGGGUCGAGGGGAGGCUCGGACACUAAGCACAAGGAUGGAGACACAGCUCCCAGUCCCUACUCGCAUCCUGACUCGUGGGUGCCUCGUGCCCCUGUCCCCUGGUCUGUGAGAUACGGCUGCCAUCCCGCCCUCUCGGAGAUACGAAAAGACUCAGUUGUCUCAACAUAUAGAAAAGCCCCCACGGAAGGUGCCCCUCUUGACACAAAUGCCAUGACUUUGUCCCGAAGGCGCUCCCCCACCCCCAGGGGCUGUUGCUUUGCAGGGCACGGGACUGUGCAUGGCAGGGUAUUAACCGCCAGCCAUCUCUCUCUCUCUCUCUCC
This is a messenger RNA of Ailuropoda melanoleuca (giant panda), 9906 nucleotides long. RefSeq names its product neural cell adhesion molecule 1 (gene NCAM1). The record is from RefSeq and is a predicted model, not a curated record. Gene Ontology annotation, molecular function: protein binding. The coding region runs from base 287 to 2602 and encodes 771 amino acids. The transcript has 21 exons. Lineage: Eukaryota; Metazoa; Chordata; Mammalia; Carnivora; Ursidae. Gene Ontology annotation, cellular component: membrane; neuron projection. Gene Ontology annotation, biological process: cell adhesion.